CCGAGUCACGGAGCUGGCCGUGCUUCAGCCCCGGCGCGGGGCAGGGCCGCGCGGUUGCCGCGGAGACCAGGCGGUGCGGGCCCGCGGCGCCGGGGGUCACAAUCCCCGCAGUCACGUCACGCGGGGCCGGGGACCCCCCGGCGCGGCGGCCCCACCAGGAAGGGAGGGCAGCAGCGAGCAGCCAUGGCGCCCGGCCCGGCCCCGCGCCUGCGCGACAGCUUGGCGGACGUGGUGCCGGCCCGCACGGUGCUGGUGUACCGCAACGGCGACCCGCACUACCCGGCGCACCGCGUGGUGCUGCACCGCCGCCGCGUGCCCACGCUGGACGCGCUGCUGCUGCAGCUGGACGAGGCGGUGGCGCCGCCCUUCGGCGUCCGCGCCCUCUACACGCCGCGCAGCGGCCGCCUCGUGCACCGCCUCGACGAGCUGCAGCCCGGCGCCUGCUACGUGGCCGCCGGCCCCGAGCGCUUCAAGAAGCUCGAUUAUCUUCAUAUAGGCACCAAAAAACCUCUGAAGAAGAUGAUAGAUGUGGUUAAACCAGUAGUUCAUAGUGCCAUCCGGGUUCCUUCCAGAUGGCAGUUGUUUUAUAACAAGCCACGUAAUAUCAAUGUUUUCACAAAUGGAGAAGUUCUCGUCCCACCUGCAAAAUUUCUCAUACCCAGAUUCACUUUGAGAAACUGGGAUAGUGUCCUUGCGCUAUUGAAUGAAAAAAUUUUUCCUCGUUCAGGAGGUGUUCAAAGGUUAUACACCCUGGAUGGUCAUGCUGUGCAUGGCUCAGAUAAGCUAGAAGAUAAUCAUUAUUAUGUUGCAGGAGGCAAAGAAAAGUUUAAACAUCUGCCAUAUUGGUGUUCUCCUAGAGUUCCUCCAGAGGUUCGGCGCUUAUAUGGUGGUUCCCAGUCUUCAAGAAAACCCAGGAAGAAAAAAUCAAGAGUGCCGGCUGAGGUUGUCCAGGAGGAAGAAAUUGAAACACCUGUUAAUAGUCCUGUGGAUGAGGAAGCCACGGACGGCAAUGUAGACACUCUGCCUUCUGCAGCCAGCCUUAAAUUGGACCAUUAAUAAGACAUAACUAAUUGGAUUAGAAUCAUUUUCCCUCUGUGAAGAUGAAGGCUUACGAAGUAAUCAGGAGUUGCACAGAGAAACAUCUAUGUGGGAUCACUGAUGAGCUCCAGUCGAUCAGAAAAACAGCACCCUUUGAAGUAAAAGCUGGAGCAAAGAGCUGAGUGGCUCAUUCUUAUUUUGUGGGAACCUGCUACAAAUUAAGCAAGUUGCUGACAACCUAGAUAUGAAUGACCUGGGUUCUAGUGUAUAUCUACUGUAUAUACUGAAACUUAAGCUAGUAUGAUAGUGAUUGGGACAUGAACCACAGUAAAUUGGGAAAAGUUAAAUUGCUUUUUCUUUACCUCACUUGCCAUCUGAGAUUUUUCAAGAGAAGCAAAUUGUAGCACCUGCCACUAGUUCUGAAGAUGGAGCUAGAUGUGUUUGUUGUCUCAUUAUGGAAGAGAGUGUUAAGAAUUGCAAAUGAGGUACGAGCGGAAACCCUUCAAGUGGAACAGUUGUACACUUUAGGGUAACAAUGUAAAGCAGUUGUAUUUGAUUCUGAAAACCAAAUUAGUUUAUGCAGCUUUCAUUUUAGGUUGGAGCUAAAACGGUUUGAGCCUCCUUUUGUUUUGUUUUCAGUCUCUGAAAUCUUGGAAGCCCAUGUGAUUUCAUGAGGUUGAUAUUAUUUAAAGAUGAUAAAUAACCAGUCAGACAGGAGCUUAUUUUAAAGACCUAAAAAAAACUAUUUAUUUUUGGCAUAAUUUAACAUUAAGUUAGUACUUUCCCUUUUCAGAAUUCCUAAGAAACAUCAGUUAAUGCUAAAAAGAAACAUCAUCUUUAAUUUGUAUGGGGAAAAUAAAGAUGUCAAACAACAUUUCCGAAAUCACAGAAAACUUAGUGUCAGAACAAGGAUUAAUUAAAUAAAUAGAAAUAAAAUUAAUAAUACCAUAAGUUCAAUGUUUUCUUUCACAAGAUUUCUUCCUAUGCAGAAUGGUGAAUGGAGAGGAACACUGGUGAAAUGUAGGGGUUCACUGAGAAAGAUUUUCUAGGCUGAUACCAAUAGCCGAUGGUUAACCAACCAUAUCAGUCAAUGCCAAUCUGAUAACCAAUAUUUAGUAAU
Molecule: messenger RNA, 2158 nt
Organism: Alligator mississippiensis (American alligator)
Lineage: Eukaryota; Metazoa; Chordata; Crocodylia; Alligatoridae
Gene: DCDC2C
Product: doublecortin domain containing 2C
Exons: 9
Coding region: 184-1056 (290 amino acids)
Biological process (GO): intracellular signal transduction
Cellular component (GO): microtubule organizing center; microtubule
Source: RefSeq, a predicted model, not a curated record